This is a messenger RNA of Olea europaea var. sylvestris, 745 nucleotides long. RefSeq names its product non-symbiotic hemoglobin 2-like. Lineage: Eukaryota; Viridiplantae; Streptophyta; Magnoliopsida; Lamiales; Oleaceae. The transcript has 4 exons. The record is from RefSeq and is a predicted model, not a curated record. The coding region runs from base 86 to 559 and encodes 157 amino acids. Gene Ontology annotation, molecular function: heme binding; oxygen binding.
AUCCCUUUAUUUCUGUGCUAGCCACUAUAUAGAGGCUGGCUGGGUGAGAAAAAUCCCAUCUUCUCACAGAGAGAGAGAGAGAGAGAUGGGUUUCAGUGAGAAACAAGAAAGUUUGGUGAAGGAGUCAUGGGAGGUGAUGAAGCAAAAUGUUCCUGAGCUCAGCCUUCGUUUCUUCACAUUGAUUCUGGAGAUUGCCCCAGCAGCAAAGAACAUGUUCUCAUUUCUGCAAAACACAGAUGAAAUUCCGCAGAACAAUCCCAAAUUCAAGGCUCAUGCUGUUAAGGUUUUCAAGAUGACAUGUGAAUCAGCUAUUCAGCUUCGCGAGAGGGAAAAAGUGGUGGUGGCCGAUACUACUCUCAAAUGGCUGGGAGCCAUCCAUCUUCAGAAAGGAGUCAUCAAUCCUCACUUCGAGGUUGUGAAAGAGGCUUUGCUGAGAACAGUUAAAGAGGCAAUGGGAGAUAAAUGGAGUGAAGAAAUGAAUGGUGCAUGGGCUCAAGCCUAUGAUCUGUUGGCAAUAGCCAUUCAAGAUGAAAUGAAGGCAGAGGCACCUGCUGCUUAACUUAAUUAAAACCUUCUUAAUUUGGUUCAAUUAUAAGUAGAGAGAGAGACUGUGCGAGGUCUACGAAAUAAAAUUACGUCUGAACAUCUCAUGUUUCUUUGUGCAUCCAAAAUAUAUCUCUGCUUUUUUCUUACUGCAUUGUACCUAAAACAAAGGUCUGAAAUUUGAGAAUCCAAAUUGCAUGUA